Messenger RNA from Drosophila hydei, 468 nucleotides. RefSeq names its product probable small nuclear ribonucleoprotein E (gene SmE). The transcript has a single exon. Gene Ontology annotation, molecular function: RNA binding. Gene Ontology annotation, biological process: spliceosomal snRNP assembly; mRNA splicing, via spliceosome. Gene Ontology annotation, cellular component: precatalytic spliceosome; U4/U6 x U5 tri-snRNP complex; U1 snRNP. The record is from RefSeq and is a predicted model, not a curated record. The coding region runs from base 101 to 385 and encodes 94 amino acids. Lineage: Eukaryota; Metazoa; Arthropoda; Insecta; Diptera; Drosophilidae.
AGCGAAAAAGACGCCGGCAACAAAAGCAGGGAAAAAACGGCAUACGUUUUUGCGAAAAAUUGUAUAAAACGAAAGAGAAAUUCAAUUAUAAAUCGCCAAAAUGUCCUUCAAAGGCAAUCCUAAGGUGCAAAAGGUGAUGGUGCAGCCCAUCAACCUGAUCUUUCGUUACCUGCAAAGUCGUUCGCGCGUCCAAGUGUGGCUAUACGAGAACAUUUCGCUGCGCAUCGAGGGCCACAUCGUGGGCUUCGAUGAGUACAUGAAUCUGGUACUGGAUGAUGCCGAGGAGGUUUAUGUCAAAACGCGCCAACGCAAAAAUCUUGGACGCAUCAUGCUCAAGGGGGACAAUAUAACGCUUAUACAGAAUGUUAGCCCAUCUAAGGACUAGGCUAAAAUUCUUAAACUAAUUUCUCUGAAGAAAAUAUCUAAUAAGUGAAUUAACUGUAAAUGGAAAACUUAACCAACAAUAAA